GCUGUAUAUUUAGGUGAACAUGUGUAAAGUGUUGUAUGUGAGUUUGUCCCUCCCCAUGGGGUAAUGGUGCUGGCCACCAGUAUAAAUGUGAAUGACUUUGUAAUGGAAGGUAGUCUGUGUUUGUUGCUGCAGUGGAGAGUGUGGCCUGAGGGUUGUAGGUAUUGUAGGUAUUGUGGGUAUUUUGUUUAGUUAUUUUGAAAUUGACCUUGUUGUUAAGGAAGUUAUUUUUGGAAACUUAUUUUGCAUUUGAAAUUAAUUUGGAUUUUUCUUUUUGGUUAAGACUUUGUUCCUUCUAUUUUUUGCCAUGUUUAAUUAUAUUAUUGGGCUUGGAUGAUUGCCCUUUUGUAAGUUUAAAUAAAUAUUUGUUUACAUUUCAAAGUUGUGUAUUCAUACUGCCUCUGUUUAAUUUGGCUACAAAAUUUGUGGUGCCUAUUAGUAGGCUGACCAUUACACUGGUGUCAGAAGUGGGAUAGCCAGAAGAGAGCAGUAGGGAUUUAUUUUUUUUUUGUUUGUUUUAUUUUUAACUCUCCACUGCAGUCAACAGUGGCAUAGUGUCGGCUCAGAAUGGCUCCUAAAAAGGUGCGGACGGAUCAAGCUGAGGUGGAGGAACCCGGUAGAGCUGUUGGGGAAGGUGAUGUUAGUGAAGUGGAACUGGGGAGCGUCACUGAGGAUGUCUCACUUGCAGAGUUGAGAGACCUGUUCCGUUCACAUUUCGCACAGCAGCAGGCUCGAGACCGUCGCCUGGAGCAAGAGGCUGACCGACAAGAUGCUCGGUGGAGAGCAAUGCAGCAUCAGUUCUCUCUUCUGCAGCAGGAAGUGCAUGUAAGGACGACACCAGAUCUACGGCCUGGUGGUGAUAUUCAGACUGGCCUUUUAUCACAACCAACAGUCCAGCGAGUGCCCUCAGUGUUACGGGAUACAUCAGUCAGCCGACAGAUGGAAUCACCAGCUGCAUCUCCACUGGAAGGCCAAGGCCAGAGUCCAUUGAGAAUUGAGAGAGAGCCACACCUGCAACGACUGAGUGAGACAGAUGACGUAGAGCAUUAUUUAGCUACUUUUGAACGAAUAGCGAUGGCGUGUCGGUGGCCAACAACCGACUGGGCAGUUAGGUUAGUGCCCCUCUUGUCGGGCAAGGCUAGGGCUGCAUAUGUAUAUAUGGACAUGGUAGACUCACUUGAUUAUGACAAAGUCAAAGCAGCCAUUCUUGCUAAGUAUGACAUAAAUGCAGAGACUUAUCGGCUUCAGUUCCGGUCAACAGAAGUGAAGGAGAAUGAAACCCCAAAAGAGUUGUAUGCCAGACUAAAAGAAAACUAUGCCAAGUGGGUGCAGCCACAGCAUCAUACUAAGGAGGAGAUUGGGGAGACAGUCAUUUUGGAGCAGUUUUUGCGCAUGUUGGCCCCUGAUCUGCAAGUAUGGAUUAAGGAAAGAGGCCCUGUCUCUGCUGCAGAAGCCGCCAACUUAGCAGACACCUUUGUGGCAGCGCGACGCAAGACUCAACCAUGGACAUUCAAGCGUUGGAAGGGGAGUAAAGAUUCCAACAAGUUCCAACACUCCUUCCCCACUACAGUAAGAGCCAUCCAUGAAGACUGAUGCUUCUAAUACUGGCAUUGGGGCAGUGCUGUUGCAAGGGGCACUGGGAGAUAGACAUCCAGUGGCCUAUAUAAGUCGCAAGUUGUAUCCCAGGGAGGUGAGAUACUCCACCGUUGAGAAGGAGUGCUUGGCCGUUAAAUGGGCCCUGGACACGUUCAGGUACUACCUUCUUGGCCGGGAGUUCCUCCUUGAAACUGACCACCGGCCACUGCAAUGGAUGGAUCGAAUGAGAGACUCAAAUGCACGAAUCACUCGAUGGUAUCUAUCUAUGCAACCUUAUCGUUUUAUUGUCCAGCAUGUUCCAGGAAAGAGUAAUGCUACAGCGGACUUUCUUUCUCGCCUGCCGGCUUGAAAAUGGGUGGAGGGGAGUGUGACGGUCACGGGAAGACCGCACAUUCAACAUGGACUUUAAUACACACACAUACUCACAAACACACACAGAGACUGUUUAGUGAUAAGAGUUUAUUGUAAUUAUUGAUCAGAGUGAAUGGAAUACCUGUAAAUGAUGUGUAUUGUUCCCGUGUAGCAUUUGUCCCGUGAUUUUUAGAGUCCCGGUAGGAAACCAUGGCAGGAAUUAUUGGUUCCGCUUAGGGUGGGAAUCUACCAUGUAUUAAUUGA
Messenger RNA from Carassius gibelio (silver crucian carp), 2208 nucleotides. RefSeq lists its product as uncharacterized. NCBI's taxonomy places the organism in Eukaryota, Metazoa, Chordata, Actinopteri, Cypriniformes, Cyprinidae. The transcript is spliced from 2 exons. The record is from RefSeq and is a predicted model, not a curated record. The coding region runs from base 565 to 1590 and encodes 341 amino acids.